This is a messenger RNA of Diaporthe amygdali, 1833 nucleotides long. Its product is annotated as cytochrome p450. Lineage: Eukaryota; Fungi; Ascomycota; Sordariomycetes; Diaporthales; Diaporthaceae. The transcript has 3 exons. Bases 1 to 1833 code for a protein of 610 amino acids. The record is from RefSeq and is a predicted model, not a curated record. Gene Ontology annotation, molecular function: monooxygenase activity; heme binding; oxidoreductase activity, acting on paired donors, with incorporation or reduction of molecular oxygen.
AUGGCUACGUUUUCGAUAAUACAGGGUACCUUUCUUUUAGCGACUGCCCUCGCCUUCCUAUACCUUGGCUACCGUGCAGCUCUGCCUAAGCCUUUACCCGGUAUUCCAUACGAUCACGAUGCGGCGAGGAAACUCUUUGGUGAUGUGCCCGAGAUGAUGAGCUACGUCAAGCGCACGAAGCGCAUCUUUUGCUGGCUCACCUCACUGACCGACCGCCACAACAGCCCCAUCGUGCAGGUGUUCAUCAAGCCCUUCUCGCUGCCCUGGGUCGUGGUCGUCGAUCCGUUUGAGAGCCAGGACAUCCUCCUGCGGCGCACGCGCGAGUUCGACCGAGCGCCCUUCUUCGGCGAGGUCCUGGGCGGGAUCAUGCCAGAGCAGCACAGCCAGUUCCUCAGCACCGACGACCGCUUCCGCAACAACCGCGCGCUCAUCAACCACCUCAUGGCGCCGACUUUCGUCCGCGAGGUCAGUGCGCCCCAAAUGCACAAGGCCGCCGAGGAGAUGGUCCGCGUGUGGGCCGUCAAGUGCGACAAGGCGGCCGGGAGGCCCUUCUCCGCCCACCACGACCUGACCUACCUCGCGCUGGACGCCCUCCUCGUGUCGGCGUUUGGGCUGGCCGAGAACGAGAGCAUCACGGUGAACCGGCUGCGCGGUGUCCAGAACUGGGAGCCCAAGGCUUCAGCCAGCAUCGAUGAGCCGGUGCCUUUCCCCGAGGACGAGGGCGACAUCCCGCCCAUCUCCGCCGCCAUCAUCACGCUCUCCAACUCCCUCACUGACAACCAGCUCUCGCCCGCCCCGGCCCUGACGGCCUGGGUGAUGCGGCAGUUCCCUUUCAUGAGGAAGGCAAUCGCCGUUAAGAACGAAUACGUCUACCGGAAAGUCGAGGAGUGCAUCCGCCUCUUCGACACCGCGGGCGACAAGGACAACACCAAGUCCAGCACCACCCAGCCGCGCAGUGCGCUGCACUCGGUGCUCCUCCGCGAGCGCGACACGGCCGCCAAGGACGGCCGCCAGCCGCGCUACCACAGCCGCGCGAUCGCAGACGAGUUCCUGGGGUUCAUGAUGGCGGGCCACGACACGACCGCCACGACCAUGGCGUGGGGCGUCAAAAUGCUAGCCGACAACCCGGCGGCGCAGGCGCGCCUGCGCGCCGCGCUGCGUGCCGGCCUCCCCAAUGCCGCUGGACGGGCGCCGACGUACGCGGAGCUGGCGGGCGCGCACGUGCCGUACCUGGAUGCUGUCGUCGAGGAGGUGCUGCGGCACGCGAACUCGAUUGCGUUCGUGGUGCGGGAGGCUAUGUGUGAUGCGACUGUGCUUGGGCGGCGGAUCCCGCGCGGCACCAACGUCUUCCUCAUGGCAAAUGGCGCUGGGUACCUGGGUCCGAACAUGGCUGUUGAGCCGAGCGAGCAGCGGAGCCCUGGGGCGCGGAGGGGUGUCGCCUCGAAUACGAAGACGCUUACAGGGAUAUGGGAGGAUGAUGACAUCGCUGUGUUCAAGCCGGAGCGGUGGCUCAAGACGACGGCGAAGACGGCAUCGGGUGCCCCAGGGGCACAGGACGAGACGAUGUUUGACCCGCUGGCUGGCCCGACGUUGGCCUUUGGUUUAGGGCCCCGCGGGUGUUUUGGUAAGAGGCUUGCGCUGCAGGCAUUGCGGAUCCAGAUUGCCCUUGUUGUGUGGCAUUUUGAGCUGAAGCAGUGCCCUGUCGAGUUGAGUGGGUACGACUCUGUGCAGAGGUUUGCUCGGGAGCCUACCCGGUGCUAUGUAAGGCUUUCGAAGGUUGAAUGCAAUGUUCUGCUCGAGAGGUUCGAGUAUGAAGAGAGCGUCUCGAUCUAG